Molecule: messenger RNA, 864 nt
Organism: Seminavis robusta
Lineage: Eukaryota; Bacillariophyta; Bacillariophyceae; Naviculales; Naviculaceae
Source: the annotation of a GenBank genome assembly
AUGGAGUCCACGUAUAGGAAGUUUGAGGUGUUGGGAGACGUUUGCAACACGUUGCUGUUUGUGAUCACUGCCGUGGUUUCCUAUUGCAUGCUCUACCGAUUCCCUGAUGAGUCAUUCUUUGAUCAGAGUUGGCUUGACAACGGAUUUUGUGUUUCCAGUCCAGACUCCAAAAUCUGGAAUUCUCAUAUCUUGUCGUUUUAUUCGGAUACUCUCAUGAGUCUGGCGCUGGCUGCCUCGUAUUACCGUAUGUAUUACAAUGCUGCAGUGGCAAUGGAACCUGACCUGCAAAGGGCGCUCUUGGCAGGAGCCUCUCAAGGGGUAUUCUUUCAUGGUCUAGGUCAUUUCUACUACGGAACCAUGGACGCAACCGGUUGGGACUUGACAUGGUCCAACCGCCGCAUCACACAAAGUAUCAUUUCCCACGCAGUCACUAUCGCAGGUUUGAGUGGAAUCUUCACAGGAACACUGGCAUUGGCAUCCUUUCCACGCAUACUGCUCACAGCAAUUGUGGGAACUGCAGGAUUGACCUUGCUGCAGGUGCCUCCGACAAUGAAUUUCGUAUACCUGCAAGCCAUCAUCUACUUGACUUCAGCCCUUCACAUGUUGUCCCUCAAUACAAGGAACAAACAAACUCCUGCAUAUCCUGUAUAUCCCCUACUUCAGUUCCCCAUAUUGGCCGUUGGAGUCAUGGAGUGCAUGGCCUGUCAAACAAUCUUGGCUCCUCUGGGAGGUCACUUGGUCUUUGAUACUACCAUCAGUAUCACAUGGCUGCUAUUGCCACUCCUCACUAACUACUAUUUGGAUCCAGCAACUGCUCAUGGCCAGGAUAGAAGCAAGGCCAUAGCACCCAAAAAGAGUGUGUAG